Molecule: messenger RNA, 1039 nt
Organism: Xenia sp. Carnegie-2017
Lineage: Eukaryota; Metazoa; Cnidaria; Anthozoa; Malacalcyonacea; Xeniidae
Product: propionyl-CoA carboxylase alpha chain, mitochondrial-like
Exons: 8
Coding region: 1-642 (213 amino acids)
Cellular component (GO): mitochondrion
Molecular function (GO): propionyl-CoA carboxylase activity
Source: RefSeq, a predicted model, not a curated record
AUGAAGAUAAAACUGACUAGAAAACAGCUGAACAGAGAUGAAGUGAACGAAUUGACAGCCACGGCUUGUUAUUUGUUCAUACUUCGUGGAAAUAGACAGAAACACUUUUUGAAUCAUACAAGACAAAAGCAAGUGGACGCUUUUGUGCUGGUAAAUGAUGAGAUAUACAAAGUGAACGUUGAUCGAAAUGUCGAUAGUUAUCUGAUGAAUAUCGACGGAACUUGUGUGAAAUUCCAUUCCUCGUCUAACCUUGCAUCAAAUCUUGUAGAAGCAACAAUAAAUGAGAAAAAAGUCUUUGUACAGAGUUUGUCAAGAAAUGGUCAAAAUAUCAAACUUCAACAUUAUGGAUCAAAGUUUGAUGUCAUCGUGAUGAAUGAAACUCAGAAUGAUUACUCACGAAAUAUGAAAGAAAAACCAAAGGAGGAUUUGACGCCAUUUUUGGAUUCACGAAUGCCAGGCACAGUGAUCUCAGUUACAUGUGAACCAGGACAAGAGGUAGCUGAAGGUCAAGAGGUUUGUGUUGUUGAAACUAUGAAAAUGCAAAAUAGUUUAUGCGUUCAGAAAUCUGGCCGAAUUAAAAAAGUGAACUGUAAACCAGGAGAUAAAAUAUUGGAAGGUGAUCGACUUAUUGAGCUCGAGUAACACUGACUUUUAAAGAAACUUUGCUAAACUGGAGUGAUCCAUAAACACAAGAGAAAAAAACAACAACAUUUUCCUGUUCAGACAAUAUUUGAAGUGAAGAAAUUUAAUCAACAAAGAUUUUCUUGUAUCAUGUGAAUAAUUAAAAAUGCAUUGUUUCAAAUAUUAUAGUUCAACAAUGAAGGAAAAUAUGUUAUGAUUAACUGAUGCAGCAGAGUACUGUACCUACGUACGAUAAUUAUGUACGUGCAUAAAUGAUUGAUUGUUGUAUUGUUUAUUUGUUUGUGUGAAUUGUGAAUAUUUAGUUUCAAAUGCUAAAGUUCAACAGUGCAUGAUUGUGAAUGAAUAUUGAGGAAAUGUAUUACAAAAUCAUAAAUUAGUUGUUGCCAUUGUUUUCAAU